AUGGCACUGAGACCAAGAAAGGACGGCACUCAGGGCCACGGGGGAAGCUCCGAUGUCUCUGGCUGGGAGACCCCUGGCGCGGGUCAGCCCUGGAGCCCUGCAUGUGGCCGGCAGGCUCGAAUUGGCCGAAGCGGAGACCCCCUUCCUCCAGCGCGACGUCAGGGCGAGUCUCGAGAGGCACGUCCAGGUAAAGAGGCUGCAGCACACCCUGGGGCUGCCCUGCAUCCUGCAGAGUGCUUUAAAGAUCUUCAUGCCCCCAGCACCGAAACCCAUCGCACGCAAGCCCUUGGGGGCAGGCAGGGUGGUGACGAUGCCACAGACCCUGCCCUUCCUGAGCGUCGGCUCCAGGACAGAGCUGGAGCGGCAUCUGCAAAGGAUGGUGCAUCUUAAGAGAUGGGGGCUGCCCAAGAGGAUCCAGGAGUCCCUGAGGCUGCUGAUGCCAGCCACACCUCCACACCCCCGGCUCGGCCCCCUGCCGUCUGGGAGAUGGGCUCCAAGGGGGCCAGGCCCAGUGACAAGGGCAGCCCAGAUGCCCGGCCUCAGAGCUAGAGCCCCAGCCCAGGCCUCCCAGGGCCCCGCCAGAGCAUCCAGAUCCGCGCCUGGCUCUCACUGCUGCAGAGACACCCGGGAGCUGCAGGGGCACAUUGCCAGGAAGGGCUUGGAAAUCAGACUAGGCGCACUGCCCGCCGUGCUGAGGAGCUCUCAGAAAAUGGCUGCCCUGGGGCGCAGAGACCUGCUCCUGCCUAAACUGAUCCCCCCAGGCUGCAAGGCCCCCCUGGCCCGCCACCAGCUCUGCCCCCUGCUCAGCUGCAAGGCGGGCAGCGUGGAGCUCAACGUGAGGCACAAGCACAUCCAGUACCUCUGGGCUCUCCCCACCCUGUACGCAGAGUCCCUGGCCAAGAUGGUGCCCUGCCCGCCCGUGCCACCCGCCCCCCUGCUGCCCCUGGGUGUGGCCAUCGAGUUCUGCCCCCUGGAGACCCCCUUCAUGGCCCCUGAGGGUCGGGAGCUGCUGGAGAGACAUGCCCUGAGGAAGUGGCUGCAGCACGAAUGGGGCCUGCCGGGCCUGGUGCGGCGAUCGCUGAGGUGUUUCAUGCCACCCACGCGCCCCAGGCCCAAGGGGAGCGACCGGCCGGCAGCCAUGGAGCUCCGUGUCAGCAGCGGGGCCCCUCCCAUCCCUCUGGCCACCAAGAGGGAGCUGGAAGCCCACAUCCGGCGCAGGGUGGCCGAGAGGAGGUGGGGGCUCCCCAGGAGGGUGCAGGAGUCCCUGCGGGGCUUCAUGCCCCCCACGACCGCAGCUCCGGGGACACAUCCAGACACGCAAGGCAGAAGGGCCAGCCAGCCGCUCAGGGGGCUGUCAGUGAGAAGGGCUCCAAGAGAAUCACCUUCCAGGGCGGCACCCGUGGGCCCCACAGCGGUGGCUGUCUCCUUAGCCGGGCUCCUGGGAACUGCAUGGCGCCAGCAGCUCAGCCGGGACACAUGCCACCAGCUGCUGGAGAGACAUGUGACCAGGAAAAACAUAGAGAUUCGUCUGGGCCUGAUCCCCCGCAGGGCCCAACACUCACAGGAAGCCGCCCGCUGGGUGGGAAAGCUCCCCUUGCCCCGGCUGAUUUGGCCGGGCCAGAGAUCCCUGGAGCUGCGGCCCCGGGAGCUGCUCUUCCUGGAGCAGGCGGCCUCAGAUCACCUGGAGCUCAACCUUCUCCACAAGCACCUGAGCUUCAGGUGGGGGCUGCCCACGCUCUACCGACAGUCCCUGGCCAAGCUGUUCCACGCAGGCCCCUCGCCCGCCCCGCCACCCUCCAGCUCCCGCGCAGCUGGGACCGAGUUCACGGAGCAGGAGCUGCCCUUCCUCCCACCGGGAGCCCGGGAGGAGCUGGAGCUGCAUGUCAGGAAGAAGAGGCUGCAGCACGAGUGGGGGCUGCCUCUGAUCAUCCACAAAUCCAUGCGGGGCCUGAUGGGGGCUGUCCCCCGCCCCGGCCAGCCCAAGGCCCCUCCACCGGCCGACAGUGACGUGGCCGUUCUCCAGCCCGAGCUGUCCUUCCUCAGUGAGGGCAGCAGACAAGAGCUGGAGCUCAGCCUCCGCAAGAGACUCAUGCACCGGCGCUGGGGGCUUCCCAGGAGGAUCCAGGAGUCGGUGCAGCUGCUUCAACCUGCCUCAGCGCACGCGGAGCUUAGGCCCCACGGCCCCAUGGAAAGGGAUGCAGAGGGGCCUUUCCUGCUGCCCUGGCACAAGAGCACCGUGCACCUGGAGCGGGGCGUGGGGAAAGCCAGGAGAGUGGUCGCUGCUCCCCACCCACGGCUCAGCCUGGGACGUGACGCUCAGGAGCGGCUGCAGAUUCACGUGGCAAAGAAAUGUGUGGAGACCCGGCUGGGGGCCGUCCCCGCUGCAGUGAGACGCUCUUGGCAAAGGCUGCAUCUCGUGUCCCAGCUGCCCCUCUGUGACGGAGCGAUUCUGGCGGGACCCAACUGAGAGUGCCAAAU
Molecule: messenger RNA, 2478 nt
Organism: Mauremys mutica (yellowpond turtle)
Lineage: Eukaryota; Metazoa; Chordata; Testudines; Geoemydidae
Product: putative protein FAM205B
Exons: 1
Coding region: 53-2467 (804 amino acids)
Source: RefSeq, a predicted model, not a curated record